Molecule: messenger RNA, 213 nt
Organism: Didymodactylos carnosus
Lineage: Eukaryota; Metazoa; Rotifera; Eurotatoria; Philodinida; Philodinidae
Source: the annotation of a GenBank genome assembly
AUGCUGAGGAGUGUGAGGAUCCUGAGGGAUGAAUGUGAGGACCCUGGUGAAUGUGGGGCUCCUGAAGAAUGUGAGGAAUAUGAGGAAUGUGAGGACACUGAGGAAUGUGAGGAUCCUGAGGAGUGGGAGGAAUGUGAGGAUCGUGGCAAAUGUGAAGAAUGUGAGGGUCCUGGGAAACGCGAGGAUGCUAACAAAGGUGAGGAUCCUGGAUGA